AUGACUAUUGUAUCAACAGUUCAUUUGUGGUUAGGUAGGAAGCAGUUAAUUGUUGCAGACAGACGGCAACGUGAGAAGCAAGAAAAGUUAAAGAAAUCUGCAAUUAAGGAAUCAAGAAAGGAAUUUGAUGAAGAAAAGGACAUUCCAUUUGGCAACAUCAAUUACGAAAAUGAAAACUUCCAGGUAAGUGGUAAUAUGGAAAUGAUGUUACAGGUAACCGUGGAUAAAGAGAGAAAGAACGAAGAAUAUGAGAUAAUAGAAGAAGUAAUGGAAGAAAUAGAAGAAGUAAUGGAAGAAAUAGAAACAGUAAUGGUAAAAGAAGAUGGAAAAGAUGUUAUGAAAGAGAAACAAAUCCAAAAUGAAGUUGAGGUAAGAAAUUAUAUAACAGACCUUAAAUGUACUGAAGAAGAAGUAGAAAUAGUUGAAGAGUUAAUGGAGGAAAUUGAAAUGAUUAUAGAAGAAGAUAAAGAAAAAGAAAAAAAUGGACUAACAGAAGUUGUAAAGAAUCAAGUGGAAUUAGGACAAACAAACGCAAAAGAAUAUGAGAUAAAGAAAAAUUUAUUAUUACAAGAGAAAAAACAGUUAUUUGAAGUUGUAGAUACAUUAGAUCAAGUAAUAGUGAAAGAAAAACUAAUAGAUUUUCAAACAGAUAAGGAAGAAGAAGACGAAGAAGAACAAGAGGAAGAAACGAUAACAGAUCUUAAAAUAGAUGACCCAGAAGCGGACGAAGAAGAAGAAAUAAUGGAACAAAAAUUAGAAGAGAAAGAAAUGAAAGAGAUAAUUUGGAAAUGUGACAUGGCAUCAAAUGGAAGCGAUGACGAAAUUGAGUAUCUUAUUGAAAACGAAGAACAAAUUCAAGAAGAAAAUAAAGAAAAAAGAGAUAAAUCUAAUGUGAAUAACAAAUUUAAGAACGUGAAAAUAUUGAACGAAUUUACUACUCAUGAAAGGGAGAUUUCAAUGAUGACGCAUGUCAUAAAUGAUACUCUGAAGAAAGUCGUAGUAGAAAACAAUCACAAACGUGGUUGUUUAACCCUUUAA
This is a messenger RNA of Leptopilina boulardi, 1038 nucleotides long. Its product is annotated as DNA ligase 1-like. The coding region runs from base 1 to 1038 and encodes 345 amino acids. The record is from RefSeq and is a predicted model, not a curated record. Lineage: Eukaryota; Metazoa; Arthropoda; Insecta; Hymenoptera; Figitidae. The transcript is spliced from 2 exons.